This is a messenger RNA of Alternaria arborescens, 1191 nucleotides long. RefSeq lists its product as hypothetical. Bases 1 to 1191 code for a protein of 396 amino acids. Gene Ontology annotation, biological process: glycerophospholipid biosynthetic process. The transcript has 3 exons. Lineage: Eukaryota; Fungi; Ascomycota; Dothideomycetes; Pleosporales; Pleosporaceae. The record is from RefSeq and is a predicted model, not a curated record. Gene Ontology annotation, cellular component: mitochondrion.
AUGUACGCGACAAAAUUACUUCCUCGCUGCGGCUACCGCCUACCUCUACGCCGCGCGUUCCAGACCGCUGCUGCCCCUAACAGCCGUGCCUCCGAUUUUGCUUUCGCUUUCGAUAUCGACGGAGUACUCCUGAGGAGUUCGGACGCAUUACCGCGAGCUCGAAAGGCCCUCACUUAUCUCCAAACGCAGCGCAUUCCCUUCAUACUCUUGACCAAUGGCGGCGGCAAACAUGAAUCCGAGCGCGUGGCCGAGUUGAGCAGUAAACUGGACGUGGCUAUCGAUACGUCCAUGUUUGUCCAGAGUCACACCCCCUUUGCCGACAUGAACGACCUAAAGGACAAGACAGUCAUGGUUGUUGGCGGAGUGGAGGAUAAAUGCAGGAGAGUUGCCGAAGCAUACGGCUUCAAAAAUGUUGUCACCCCUGGCGACAUUCUAGUUGCUCAUCCCGAAGUAUGGCCUUUCUCCCAGCAAUUGCUAUCAUACUAUAAGACCUUCACUCGACCGCUGCCGACCCCAAUCGAUGCUACCACACCAUCGACCUCGCUUCGCAUCGAUGCUGUCUUUGUGUACAAUGACCCGCGGGACUGGGGUUUGGAUGCGCAGAUCAUUAAGGAUGUUCUGUUGUCAGAGCGUGGCAUCAUUGGGACUCUGUCCAAGAAGAACGGCAACCCUGCUUUGGAGAACCGGGGUUAUCAGCAAGACGGGCAACCACCACUUUACUUCUCGAACCCAGACCUACUGUGGGCGGCGAAAUACCACUUACCACGCCUAGGCCAAGGAGGAUUUCGCGAAGCGUUCGAAGGCAUCUGGGCUGCAAUAACCGGUGGCGAGGCACAAGGUGUCAAGCUGCAAAAGGUCGUGAUGGGUAAACCACACCAACCUACAUAUGAAUUCGCAGAGAAGCGCCUGAUAGCGCAUCGGCAUAACAUAAUGCAACGCUACGGUAGUCCUCUUGGGCAUCUCAAGCGUGUGUAUAUGGUCGGUGAUAAUCCGGCGAGUGAUAUUGCUGGCGGUAAUGAUUACAGGAGCCCGUACGGCACAGACUGGGCUAGUGUGUUAGUAGAGACAGGUGUCUAUCAGAAGGGCACAAAACCAACACCUCAGCCUCGCAAGAUCGUGGGCGAUGUCUGGGAUGCCGUUUCGUGGGCUGUUGAACAGGAAAACUGGGUAUCUUCAGCUAACACUCCUUGA